GGGUCACAAUCCUUUACCUAUCCUUGUUUUCUGGCCGUCUCCGACGACUUUCGAAGGCAAAAGUAACUUCUGCGAAUAUUCGCUAAGGCGAUUUCGUCUCUCUUUCGUCUUCUUCGUUUAUAAUUAAGAAUGAGUAAACCACAGGAACCGCAAAGGCAUCAUCAUCUAUUUCAAUUUGGUAAUCCAUUCAAGAUGAUGUUACCAAAGGGAUCUAACAUGUCUCCAAAACUUCUUACCAUGACAAACAACUUCGGCAUCACUUUAGCCGAUAGGCUCAAGAACCUUAAGCCGAAAGACAUGGAUGAUUUACUCAGUUUACCAUGGAUGAGACUUGCAGUCAAUUCCUUGUGUGAGACUCAUACUGAUAUAAAAACCUUUAUCAAUAAACUCGAACUCCCUGUUUGUGAUUGGGAUGAGAAAUGGAUCAAUAUAUACUUCAACAGCACUGUUAAGAUACUGGAUAUCUGUAUUGCUUUCAGUUCCGAGCUCUCGCAUUUAACCCAAGGUCAUCUCCUUCUUCAGUUUCUCUUGCACAAAUUGGAAACCGAAACCAAACCCACAAUACAAUCAUCAAAAGUUCAGGAAUCUCUUGAUUACUUUAGACAACACAUGAGUUCUAAGAACCAAAAACUUGCUGACUGUUUCAAUAUCUUAGAUACUCUGACUCAAGAUAUGAUAUUGCCUAAAUCUAAACUGAAGAAUUCAUCCAAAGAGAAAGCCUUGAUGCAUGCUUUAUAUGGAGUUCAGGUUCACACACUAUUUGUCUGUAACAUAUUAGCUGCUGGUUUUGCCGGUUCUUCAGAGAAGAUAAUUGAUUUACAUGUCCCAGAAACAUUUUUGUGGGCCGAUGCUUUUGUAGAUGUUCAGAAUUGUAUAAACGGGGAGAUUAGAAGAAUGUUGAAAACUAACAUGAGAUCGGGUUUGGUCAAAGAGGUUGAAGCAAUUGAUAAUUGUCUGAAGAAGUUGGAGCCUUUGUUACAGGAUGGGGAUGAUUUGUCUGAGAUUGAUCUCGAGAAAUCAAGUAUCGAUCUUGGUCAGAAAAGAGAGAAGCUUUCACAAGGAUUGGAUCUUAUGAUUAAAGGUGUGGAUGGGUUCUUCAGAAUUAUUUUGACAGGUCGAGAUGCUUUACUGUCUAACCUUAGAGCGGAUUUUGUUUCGGAAUCUUAUAAAAUCGAUAGGUAUAGCGUCGUAAAAUUUCAAGUUGUAAGGUGAUAAUAACAUGCUUUAAUUGAGUUGAAUGAACUCCAUAUGCUUAAAUCUACUACUAUAUUAAUGCAAGAAUUAUUGUAUAAUGUAAGUAUAUAUAUAUAUAUAUGUAUUAGUGUGUGGGGGAAUGUUUGAUUUAAAUGAAUGCUAAAGAGUUGCCUUGUAAUCUUC
Messenger RNA from Impatiens glandulifera, 1377 nucleotides. Its product is annotated as protein BPS1, chloroplastic-like. The transcript has 2 exons. Bases 130 to 1212 code for a protein of 360 amino acids. NCBI's taxonomy places the organism in Eukaryota, Viridiplantae, Streptophyta, Magnoliopsida, Ericales, Balsaminaceae. The record is from RefSeq and is a predicted model, not a curated record.